AGCGGCGCGUGCGCGGGCGCGGCCUCGGCGCAGCUCCAGCGGAGCGUCGUGGGAACCGCGGCCGGAGCUGGCAGGAGCCAUGCUGUCACCCGAGGCGGAGCGGAUCCUGCGGUACCUGGUCGAGGUGGAGGAACUCGCGGAGGAGGUGCUGGCGGACAAGCGGCAGAUUGUGGACCUGGACACCAAAAGGAAUCAGAACCGGGAGGGCCUGAGGGCCCUACAGAAGGAUCUCAGCCUCUCUGAGGAUGUGAUGGUUUGCUUUGGGAGCAUGUUUAUCAAGAUGCCUCACCCUCAGACGAAGGAAAUGAUUGAGAAAGAUCAGGACCACCUGGAUAAAGAAAUAGAAAAACUCCGGAAACAACUUAAAGUGAAGGUCAACCGCCUCUUUGAGGCCCAAGGCAAACCGGAGCUGAAGGGUUUUAAUCUGAAUCCCCUCAACCAGGAUGAGCUUAAAGCUCUCAAGGUCAUCUUGAAAGGAUGAGACUCAAGUACCAAGAUGGGGGACCUACGACCAGCAUCCCCCCCCUGCGGUUGCGGAGGACCCUGGAAACCUGCAAGGACAGAAUCGGCCCUGUCAGGGCAUAGGCUUCAGAAAUAUGUCUGUGGCUCCUCUAUGAAGCCCUGUCUGCAGUGCUUGGCUGCUGUGAUGGCAGGAGGGACCCCUCAGCUCGUCCCUGUCUGCUGCCUGACCACUGAGGGUCAGUGGAUACAAGGCUUAUUGACAGGCCCUGCUGCCACCAGUAGGUGUGUGGGGGUGUUGAAUGACUACAGAGGCACUUCUCAACAAUGGCCUGCUGUCCAGAUGGGCCCUGGGAGGGGAGAAGGGAGGAGGCGUGCAAGCUUCAGGCCAGCAUUCCUCUCAGAGGGAGAGGCCUUUCAGGCAGCGUGAGUAACAAUUGAAGCAGAGCAGGAGGCUGGGCUGGCAGGUGGCUUCUGAAUGAAGCUUGGACUCUUGGUCCUCUGUUCAUCUCUGCCAUCACGGGGCGAACCCACAUCCCCCCUCCCCCCAGUUUUGUCCUUCCUGCUGGCUUUCCGGAGCAGGUGCUGCUUAUCAAGCCCCAGGGCUGCUCUCUCAUAGGGGGCCUUGCAGAGUGCCACAGCAGGGAGGGGCGGGUGGGCCUUCCUCCAGCUCAUGUUCUUAUCUAGUGCCUCUGAAAGCUUUUAAAGGUGGCCAGUGCUGCUCAGUCUGGGCUUCUUCCUGGCCCAAGAUGCUAGGAUAUAUGUGCUGUGAGGACAACUGUCCUUUGUGUAUAUUGAAGGAUCAAUAAAUGUUAGCUACAUGAACA
Molecule: messenger RNA, 1286 nt
Organism: Sciurus carolinensis (gray squirrel)
Lineage: Eukaryota; Metazoa; Chordata; Mammalia; Rodentia; Sciuridae
Gene: Pdrg1
Product: p53 and DNA damage regulated 1
Exons: 5
Coding region: 80-481 (133 amino acids)
Biological process (GO): protein folding
Cellular component (GO): prefoldin complex
Source: RefSeq, a predicted model, not a curated record